AUGGGCAAAUAUUUCGCAAGUCAAGUUACAAGGCUCGAGGCAGUCAUACAAAGGGCGAAGUGGGGAUGGGGACUCCAGCAAUUGCGAUUGGAUUUGAUUUGGCCUCCAUGCCGGUCCCCUGAUUUCUUGCCCUUCAAGCAAAUGUGGGCUAAUACAGAUGUUUCUUUGUCAUGGUUGCGCCUGAAAAGUGUGGUCAGUGUCCUUGGCUUCUUCUUAAGUUUGGGGACAUUGUCCAUGUCCAUUCACUUGAGGCUGGAUUUGCUGACCACACUUUCAGCCAAUCGAAAGCACCUGGGAUCAAGGAAGCAAUUUCCAAUUUCCCAUGUUUACUUCCAAACUCCUGCGGUAUUCUGGUGCUUCAUGCACAUCAUGACUGCCUCGUAUUACGACCCCAAGCGUGGUUCGGGGCUCACCAAGGAGAUGCUCAUGGAUGCUUGGAAGGACUUCACUGUCCCUGGUAACUUCGUAUUUCAAUGCCUUCGACAAAUACUCUAA
This is a messenger RNA of Suillus subalutaceus, 495 nucleotides long. RefSeq lists its product as uncharacterized. Bases 1 to 495 code for a protein of 164 amino acids. NCBI's taxonomy places the organism in Eukaryota, Fungi, Basidiomycota, Agaricomycetes, Boletales, Suillaceae. The record is from RefSeq and is a predicted model, not a curated record. The transcript has 7 exons.